Schistosoma bovis is the source of this 3020-nucleotide messenger RNA. The record is from the annotation of a GenBank genome assembly. NCBI's taxonomy places the organism in Eukaryota, Metazoa, Platyhelminthes, Trematoda, Strigeidida, Schistosomatidae.
AUGUUUCACUUUCAAAAUUGUUUCCGAAUUAGAUUCAUCCAAUUGUUUGAUUUGUCUCACAUGUCACAUCGUGCCCGACGUGCUUUUCUUAAGAAGUUAAAAAGAAAGCGUAAACGUCAAAAAUUAGCCAAGGAAAAUAUCGAGAGGGAGAUUGAAGAGCUAAGUCGGCUCCAACUUUCUCCAUCUUAUCAAGCACAACAGGCUAAGGAGUUGGAGUUAGCCGCACUUGAAGCCAAAGAACGUGAGCGUAAUGAGGAACUUUGGCAAGAACGUGAGAGGGAGGCACAACGUCAGUGGGAAGAAAAUAAUCGUCAAAAAAUCCUCUUAAAGCAACGCGAGGAGGAGGCUCAGCGUAAAAUUAAAGCAGAGUGGGAAAGCAAACAAAUGGAAUCCAAGAAAUUUAUUCCUGAGUCAAAAACACAGGAUGUUCAUGAACAGCAGUCUCCAGACCUUCCACCUUGGCAUCUUCCCCCACCACCCGUACCUAUCCCUACAGUAAUUGAGCAAGUGCCAUAUGGUCCCACUGUUUCUACAGUGAUGGAAAAAUGUAGUUUUUUCCGUAAAACAGGAGCAUGUCGAUAUGGUUUUCUUUGUUCUCGUCUUCAUCAAUAUCCAAGUCCAUAUGACGAUACUAUUGAAUCGUUCAAUAUUGCUGAUGAUCAAGAUGUUGGUGGCUUAGACGAACCAAUAGAUAAUUCUUGUUUAGUUUUACAAAUUCCUAAAAUGUUCACACACUAUCAUUUAGAUUUAACAAAACAUACCGGUUCAGAGGAUCAAGAUUCUGGUCUUGAAGUAGAUGAGAGUCAGUUACUCUCAGAUUAUCAUGAAUUCUACCAUGAUGUUCGUAUGGAAUUAGAAUCUAGAUGGGGCAAAAUUUCAGUGAUUCGAACAUGUCGCAAUUUAGCUGAUCAUCUUCGUGGUGCGGUUUAUGUUGAAUUCUCAAGGGGUCCAAGUGCAGCAUGGGAUGCUGCUGAAGCUUGCAAUGGUCGUUGGUUUGCUGGACGUCAACUAACGUGUACUGUGGUUAGAUUGGGCGGUGGUUGGAGAGAGGCUAUUUGUGGUCUUUAUCAUCGAGGUAAAUGUCCUAAAGGAGACCUUCAUUGUAAUUUUCUACAUGUAUUUCUUAACCCCGGAGAAACCAGUAAUGAUUUACAAAAAACUUUAUGGCGUCAUGUAGGUCGACUUAUUAGUCCGGUGGAUAAUAAUAGUCACAGUGAUCGUGGACGUUCUUCUACAGUAAAAUCACUUUCCAACGACUCUUCAUCUCUUACCCAUCGUCAUCACCACCAUCAUGAUCGACGUAAAACGCGAAGACAAUCCUCUAGCUCAAUCUCUUCACAUUCACGGUCCUCUUCUCCAAUAGGGCAUCAUCAUUCAUCUCGGUCUAAAAAUAAUUAUAAAAAUUGCCGUCUAUCUGAAUAUCACAGUCAUAGAAAAUCGAAAAGAAAUAAGCAUUAUAGUAGUGGUAGCAGGAGAUCUUCUUUGAGUCGUUCACCUUCAACAUCAUCAGUUCAUAAGAAGCACAAAAAACAUAUGAAAGAAAAAUCUCACAAGAGAAUGAAAAGAGUCAAGUAACAAUAAUAAACUAUCUGUUCCAUGUAUACUCAUCAACGGAACCAUCAUUUGUUCGCUUGUAUUUGUAUUUCUACAAAUCAGUAUUGGGCUUUCAUUGCCGAUAUGAUAACAUCUAGUAGUAAUAAUAGUAACAGUAGUAAAGUGACAAUAAGAAUCCUGUAUACUCUAUUUUGUUUAUAAUUAUCAGUUGCUUUUCUACUCAAUUUAAAUAUACUCUUAUUAUUAUUUUUAGUAUUAUUAUUAUUGUUAUUAUUAUUAUUCUCGUGCAUUUUCUUUGUAAAUAGUAUUUUCUACUGAAUUUAUAAAGUGUUUGUAUAUGCUGGUCAUAUUCCUGGUAUUAAUCCACACAUCAUGGUUAAUAAAUAUUUGAAAUUUCAAUAAAAACUCUAAAACAAUUGUUUAUUUUUAAUAUUUCAUUUAUUUCAGUCAUUUCCUUGUUUUGUUCAGUGCUCAAACUGUUUUGAUUCGACAUGUUUGUGAAUGUGUGUGUAUUGGUUAUAUUCUCCACUCAUCUAUGGUACCGCUAAAUCGUAUUUACAAAUCAUUCUAUUUAUUGCUUUCAUGAAGGAAUAUCAUUUAGACAUUGUGAACGUGUUCGAGAAAGACUUCGAUUUAUUUGUAUGUUGAGCAAAAAGUCAUCAUUUCUUUCUUAAUAAUCUGCAUAUUAUUUCUUUUAUUAUUCGGAAUGUAAUACUUUUGAGAUUGACAAUCGAAUUACUAUGAUAAAUUAUAAUAUGGACCGCCGUCUGUAGUUUUUCUUCCUUUAACCUUAAUGAUAAAUUCUAAGGGCACGUGCGGUAUCCGAAAUCUGAUACUGAUACACGGUAUGCUACGCACUAACCCCCCAACUGACUGCUUUGUUCAUUAGUGAAUGGGCAGGUACGAAUGUUAUUGUUGAUUAUGACAUGUUAAUUGCUUUUAUUAUCUCAAGUUGUUGAUUUAUCAGUUAAUGCAUCUACCCAUCGAUUUAUCCUUACCGCCUUUUCUAGAGCCAGAAGAACGAACUAGGCUGAUACGAAACUCUGCCCUGCUUCAAACUUGAUUUAAUUAUUUCUAUUAAAUGGAAUGAUAGAAGGUUAGAUCCUCACUCAUAACGAAUAACUGGACAACAGUAUGGAAUUUCGAAUUUUCAACUAAAUCAGUUGGUUCUGUCAUUUUUAUCAACCAUGUAGUGCCUAUACUUUCAGAAAUAUUGAAGCAUAGCUGUAUAAAACUUAGGCACGAACUGAUUUUCUUAAGCAGCUAUCUUCUCUCUGAUUCUGAUUUUAAGAUCAUAACUACGGUUAUUUCUGAUUACAUUUGAAGUGAUUUGGAUUAUCCUGUUGAUAUUUUGACUGACAUUUGACCAGUCUUAAUUGGCACAUGUGCAUUCUGUGCGAAUUUCCUCGAUAUAGCUAUACUGACACAAGUUAAUAUAGAGUAGAUGCAAUGUGACUAGGAAUAGG